AUGUUGGUGGUUCGUUUGAUGCUUCUGUUUGCUGUGGUGGCGUGGACCACUUCGUCCGGUGCCUCUUCACUUGCCCUAAGAGACUCCGCGGCGAGUGCUAGCAGCUGCCAGCCCAGUGGCCCCGCCACCGUGGUGGAUAUCGACACCAGGCUCGCCGUCGGAGCCACCAGCCUCGACAUCGGCACCACCAACGUAGACCUCCUCAGCCCGCGCACCGUCGUCGAGUUCGACCCGCCGUUCGACCCGCCGGCCAAGAUGUUGAGCGCCUCGUGCUCGUGCGGCGACAUCCUGGGCCUGCGCUGCGACGCCACCUGGUUGUUCAACGCGGCGGCCCUGGCGGAGUCGCUCGUCGGCCACAACAUCACCGCGCGGCUGGGCCUCACCAACGGCACCUACCUGACCACCUGGACCCGCGUAGCGACCGUCAUGCCCGCGCCCGUGCUGGUGGCCUCCAACACCACCCAGGUGCCCCAGUACACCACCACCUUCACCGUGGACGGGCACUACCUCGGUCUGCCCACCAUCAACACCAGAAGCAGUGGUGGUGACCAGGACUUGCAUCUUUUCUUCAAAGAUGUAAAUGGCAACAACGUAGAGGCUCAGGUGGUGCAGGUCAGCGACGAUGCCACGUCAGCGACGGUCACGUUCACCGCGGGCGGACCCCAGGCGCUGGGACCGCUGUGGGCCUGCGUCGAGCUGUGGGGCGCAUUGACCGACUACGUGCAGGUGGCGACCGUGGUCGAGGCCCGGCCCGACGCCACCUCCAAUCUCGUCUGCUACAGCACGGACGCGGGCGCGACGUCGGCAUCGAUCGAGGCGGGGAGCAAACUGCCGUGCACCAUCUUCAUCCAGGACAACGGCCAUCCCGUCCAGGGCAGCCUCAAUGACUUCAGCAUCUUCCUCGGUCCCGGGUCGCAUGGCCUGCUGGGCAGCGCAUCGAUGAGCCCGAACCGCUACAGAAUCUUCUUCACCUACACGGCCCCGGCUUCGCGUGGGUUCGAGCAGCUGCACGUCACGUUCAACUUGUCCACGGAGAUCAGCGGCGCGCCGUUCAACAUCACCAUUUGGGAGGACAAGUCCGGGUCGGGUGGUGACGCGGUGCCGUGGCACAUCAUCAUCCCCGUGGUGGCGUCUGUGGGCGGUGUGCUGGUGAUUGCGGGUGUUGUGGCCUGGGCUCUGUGGCUGCGAAGAAGAAGGCGCUGCCACUACGAGACGAUCAACGGGUACCACUGA
Messenger RNA from Acanthamoeba castellanii str. Neff, 1233 nucleotides. RefSeq lists its product as uncharacterized. Lineage: Eukaryota; Discosea; Longamoebia; Acanthamoebidae. The coding region runs from base 1 to 1233 and encodes 410 amino acids. The transcript is spliced from 2 exons. The record is from RefSeq and is a predicted model, not a curated record.